Molecule: messenger RNA, 1703 nt
Organism: Pimephales promelas (fathead minnow)
Lineage: Eukaryota; Metazoa; Chordata; Actinopteri; Cypriniformes; Leuciscidae
Source: RefSeq, a predicted model, not a curated record
GCGCCUCAGGUUUGCUUGAUAAACCUCAGCUCCUCAAACCACCAGUUACUCCAGCACAGCAGACACCAGUCGCUCCAGUACAUCUGCGCUGGCGACGGACACACACACACGGUUUCACAGAUCAUCAGUUCUGUGGGAAGCAAGGAAAGAAGAUGAGACAACUUGGAAACUAAAAGGAAACUGUCGUUGGGAAGGAGCAGUCUUACGCCGGACAAUUCCACUUCAUUUUCUCCUGGAGAUUAAGCCCGACCUUUCAAGCGAUGGAGCGCUCUCACCUGAACAACAGCUCCGGCUCGUGGUUAUUCGAGGAUCCCGUCUGUCCGACCUCUCUCAGCAGCACCACCUUCCUCAUCGUGGCGUACAGCACCAUGCUAGCGGUGGGCCUGGUGGGCAACACCUGCCUGGUCUUGGUGAUCACCCGACAGAAGGAGAUGCGCAACGUGACCAACAUCUUCAUCGUCAACCUCUCGUGCUCCGACAUCCUCGUUUGCCUGGUGUGUUUGCCGGUCACCAUCAUCUACACCCUAAUGGAUCGAUGGAUUCUGGGCGAAGCUUUGUGUAAGGUGACGCCGUUCGUCCAGUGCAUGUCCGUGACGGUUUCGAUUUUCUCCAUGGUUCUCAUCGCCUUGGAGAGACACCAGCUCAUCAUCCAUCCCACCGGCUGGAAACCAGUCGUCAGACACUCCUACCUGGCCGUGGCGGUGAUCUGGAUCAUAGCGUGUUUCAUCUCCCUUCCGUUCCUUUCCUUCAACAUCCUCACAAACUCGCCCUUCCACAACCUCAGUCUUCCCUUCAACCCCUUCAGCGAUCACUUCAUCUGCAUCGAGCAGUGGCCGUCCGAGGGCAAUCGGCUGACUUACACCACCACGCUUCUGCUGUGCCAGUACUGCUUACCGCUGGCGCUCAUCCUCGUCUGUUAUUUCCGCAUAUUCCUGCGUCUCAGCCGACGCAAAGACAUGGUGGAACGGGCCCGAGGCGGACGGCAGAAAAAGGCCAAAGGCUCGAAGCGAGUCAACGCCAUGCUAGCCUCGAUCGUGGCGGCGUUCGCCCUGUGUUGGCUUCCGUUGAACGUUUUCAACACUGUUUUCGACUGGAACCACGAGGCGAUUCCCAUAUGCCAGCAUAAUGCUAUUUUCUCCGCUUGUCACCUCACCGCCAUGGCGUCGACGUGUGUCAAUCCGGUGAUCUAUGGAUUCCUGAACAAUAACUUCCAGAAGGAGCUGAAGCUGCUGCUUUCCAGAUGCCGUUGCUGGGGGCCGCCGGAGAGUUACGAGAGUUUCCCUUUGUCCACGGUCAGUACGGGCAUUACCAAGGGCUCCAUCCUCAGCAAUGGCUCCACGAGCACCUAUCAGCCACAAAAGACGAACAGUUUGGAACAGAAAGAGAGCAUUUAAACGUGUCCAAUGACACAUUUUACGAUUCUUCGAGGUGGCUUGAGAAUACGGCCAGCCAAUCUGUGCACGUUUCGUGGCUGAAUUUGAGGUUCAGAAUCUCACUUUGGACAGUGAUAUUUCAAGAUCGUGUUCCUUAAAGAUGUCGACUUUAAAUAUGGAAAUGGUCUGAAAAAACAUUAAGAAAGGGUCUUGUAGCUGGGCUCUGAAGAGGAAGACAAAGUAUGUUGCGUUCAUGCUUUAAAGGAUUAGUUCACUUUUAAAAAAAACUUUUUCUGAUCAUUUUCUCACCUCCAUGUCAUCCAAGAUGAC